AUGAAAUUUUAUAAUAAUCUAUUCAUUGUAGUUUCUGGAUUAUUGGUAUUAUAUUUUACUUUGUAUCCAGAUAUUGUAUUAUCAGUCUAUAUUCCACCGGUUGGAAAUGGACAAUACUAUGUACAAUACAGAGUAAUUGGUCAUGUCUAUUUGGAUACCAACGAAAAUGGCGAGUUUGACGAUGGCGAGCAUCUAAUCGAUGGUUUGGAAGUGUUUCUAACCAAGUCUGAUAAACAAAUCGCACAUUUCAGAACAAUGUACGGAGAGGAAUCGUUUAUUAUUCCUGCUUUGCGAGAAGCUCAAUAUUGUAUCACUAUUAAAGACUCUACACUUCACAAGUUUAGUCCGGUCCUCAGCUCCAACAAUAUGCUCUAUCCCAAUGGUUCAUAUUGUUUCGAUCUUAAUCCACAAACUACUACCAACGAACGUGGUCGUGUAUUCCGAUACUUUGCGGGUUUUAAAGAGAAUAAAUAUCCUGUCUCCGUAAUCACAUGGCACGAUGUAAAUCAAAAUGGAUUGAUUGAUGAAGAUGAGCCAUAUUUGCCUGGAAUCUCUGGUGAAAUUAGAUAUGACAAUGAAAAUGGUCCACUCUAUGCUCGUUUCAACACUGGAGAGUUGCAAUAUGGACAUGGUUUCAAUAUCGAGUUGGUUGCAGACAGAGUUUAUUGUAUUAUUUUAAAGGAUCCUUCCGAUACAUAUAAGAUUGAAAAGAAAAUUGGUUAUAGUAAAUUCGAUCCAAUCACUCAAUCCAUUCGAUUCUAUAUGAAUAGAUAUAGAGAUCCUUUACAUAUCCCAGCUGGAUUUAUUUUGAAAAUUUAA
Heterostelium album PN500 is the source of this 819-nucleotide messenger RNA. RefSeq lists its product as uncharacterized. The record is from RefSeq and is a predicted model, not a curated record. NCBI's taxonomy places the organism in Eukaryota, Evosea, Eumycetozoa, Acytosteliales, Acytosteliaceae. The transcript has a single exon. Bases 1 to 819 code for a protein of 272 amino acids.